AUGGCGUCUGCCGGGCGCUACCGGGCUCUGCGCAGGGCGGAGCUGAGGCUGGAGUAUCUCCACGCCAACUCCACCACUCACGACUUUCUCUUUGGAGCGAUUGCUGAACUGAUUGACAAUGCCCGAGAUGCAGGAGCCACCAGACUUGACAUAUUUACUGUGGGUAAUGACAAGCUCCGAGGGGGAUUUAUGUUGUGCUUUUUGGAUGAUGGAUGCGGCAUGACCCCUAAGGAAGCUACUGAUCUGAUUUAUUUUGGAAGGUCUUCUAAGCGGACAUCUCUCUCAAGAAUGAUUGGACGCUAUGGCAAUGGACUUAAAUCUGGAUCUAUGCGAAUAGGGAAAGACUUCAUAUUAUUCACAAAGAAAGAAGAUACAAUGACAUGUGUUCUCUUCUCUCAAACAUUCUGUGAGACAGAAGGCCUUAAUGAGAUGAUAGUCCCAAUAGCCUCAUGGUCGUCAAGUACUAGAAAACCUGUCAUAGAUGAUCUUGAGAAAUUCACUGUACAGAUGUCUAUCAUCUUUAAAUACUCCCCUUUCACGAGUGAAACUGAAUUGCUGCAGCAAUUUGACACGAUCUAUGGGAGAAGUGGCACUUUCAUUGUUGUUUACAAUGUAAAGCUUAUGCUCAGUGGAGAGCCAGAGCUAGAUAUUAGAACUGACAGUGUGGAUAUUCAGAUUGCUGGUCUUCUUGAUAACCUUCCAGAACGAUGGUCACUCAGAGCCUAUACAGCUAUAUUGUAUUUUGACCCACAUAUGAGGAUAUUCAUUCAAGCUGAGAAAGUAGAAACUAAGCACUUGCCUUACUGCUUUUACAGACCCAGAAUGUACCCAUACAUCACGUCAUCGUUUAAAGGCACUGCAAUGAAAGAAAUAAAGAAGGCAGAAGUGGAUAUGAAGAUUGCUGAACAAGCUGUAGAAGAAGCUAAGUGCCAAUUAAAGCAUUUAGAAGAAUCUCUUCUGCAUGAGGUCAAUGAGAGUGUCACUGAAAUCAGUGUUCGUUCUGUUUUGACUGGUCAGAACCACCAAUAG
Messenger RNA from Chelonoidis abingdonii (Abingdon island giant tortoise), 1029 nucleotides. Lineage: Eukaryota; Metazoa; Chordata; Testudines; Testudinidae. The record is from RefSeq and is a predicted model, not a curated record.